Messenger RNA from Brassica napus (rape), 584 nucleotides. RefSeq lists its product as uncharacterized. The record is from RefSeq and is a predicted model, not a curated record. NCBI's taxonomy places the organism in Eukaryota, Viridiplantae, Streptophyta, Magnoliopsida, Brassicales, Brassicaceae. The transcript has 3 exons. Bases 69 to 584 code for a protein of 171 amino acids.
AAAAAACAAUUAUAAAAGUUCUGUUAGGUUCUUAUUAGCAGUCGGCGACCUUUUCUUUUUAACUUACUAUGGCUAUGGUUACAAACAGCGAAAUCACUAUGUUGAACAAUCUCAAACCAUAUAAAACUACUUGGAAGGUUGAAGUGAAAGUUCUUCAUUCGUGGACACAACAUUCAAACUAUUCUGGAGAAGACACUUUCGAGUUCAUACUUGAAGAUAGGAUGGGAUCUGAGAUACAUUGUACCUGUAAGAGUGCCUUCCUUGGCCGUGUUAAGAACUUACAGGUUGAUCAAUGGAAGUUCCUCGAGAAUUUCUUGGUUUACCCAGCAACCGGGAUAUACAGACCAACUAGGCAUCUAUACAAGAUGUCCAUCACAGCGAAUUCCAUUGUCACCAGUUCCACUCUAACUACCUGCGAGGUUCGUUUGGUUGAUCAACACACUGAGAGUUCAUCUGAAGAUGUUUCAGCAUCUUUCUCUAAGCGCAAGGAAAGAGAUGGUGAUCUUAAUGACAUAAAUUCUACAUCCAACAAGUUAUGUGCUAUGAAUAUCAAUGGAGAAGAAAAAAUAAGAUUAGUUAUGUGA